Molecule: messenger RNA, 189 nt
Organism: Meloidogyne enterolobii
Lineage: Eukaryota; Metazoa; Nematoda; Chromadorea; Rhabditida; Meloidogynidae
Source: the annotation of a GenBank genome assembly
AUGAGCUGUCAGCAAUUACAUGGGCGUGUAGGUGGUGUUAUAAGAGAUCAGUCCAGAGGAGGGAUGAAUUAUACGGGUUUGGAUAACUUUUUGAAUGAGAACUGUCGAGGUGAAUAUAACUAUGAGGAGCAGGAAAAUAUUUAUAUGGACCGUGUUAUAAAGGUCGGUAUUUUUAAAAAUUCGUUAUAA